Messenger RNA from Salvelinus namaycush (lake trout), 12394 nucleotides. RefSeq names its product polycystic kidney disease 1b (gene pkd1b). The record is from RefSeq and is a predicted model, not a curated record. Gene Ontology annotation, biological process: kidney development. NCBI's taxonomy places the organism in Eukaryota, Metazoa, Chordata, Actinopteri, Salmoniformes, Salmonidae. The transcript is spliced from 36 exons. Gene Ontology annotation, molecular function: protein binding. Gene Ontology annotation, cellular component: membrane.
AUGGUCAAUGUUGUUCCUCCAGAUGAGCACCUUUGCCCCAAAGGAGCCCAGGUCCAUCUGGCCAGUCUGCAAUGCUAUUGGCUGUCAGAGUCAGCGACAUCAUGGCUGGAGGCGAAGGGUAUCUGUCGUCAGGUGAAGGGUGGGGAUCUAGCCACAGUCCGAAGCACUGAAACUCAGACAUUCAUCCGCAACUCCUUCCCAUCAAAAUCCACUGAGUGGGUCUGGCUGAGGGAUGGCAGGGGAGAAGGGCCGGAUAGAAGCGAGGGUUUGGGAACAGAAAGUCACCCUGGGUGGGACAGGGACAGGGAGAGCCUGGGGGGCUGUACCCAGAUGGCCCUGGGUUCACCAGGACAGAGGAGGAAGACAGUGUGUGAUGGACAGUACCUCUUCCUCUGUGAUAAGGUGGUUACAGUUUCCCUGCCUUCGUUAGACAGCUACCUCACAGGUGUUCCUCUCAUGUCGGGUGUGUACGCCAGGUCACAGCUACAAGUCCUCCCUACAGUCCCAGACCCUGACCAAAAGAGAGUGGAGAUGCUGCUGUUUCCUGGGCUGUGGUUCAGCCAUGCUGGCCAGGUGGUAUCAGUGGAGCUGGUCAGCCAGCCCAGAGAAGUGUCCACCUUGGUCAGAGUUCAGAUCCUCCGGCCCUACUGCAGCCCCCACCAUCACCUGGUGCCCCCAGGUUGCAGUUCUCUCCUGAACCCGUUCAGUUGUUGCUCUAUCACCCCUCUGUGUAACACUACGGGAGGCUGUGCCCUGGGACAGUACUGGUGCCACCUGUUGGAGGCCUGUGUCCCUGUCACCAGCCCCUGCAGUCCCUACAACCAGUCCCCCUCUACAGCGGAGCGCAGCUACCCCCUGCCCCCCAGAUACCCUGACAUACCCCCCUUUUACCACCUGGUGGCAGACCUGCCCAUGAGAUCGAAUCAAUGAAAUUCAAAUAACUUUGCUUCAUUCUCUCUCUGUCAGAUCCUGCCAGAGAGGGAGAUCAGUGUUUACCCCGAUGACAUUCUGUCCAUCCAACACACCGGGAGACCUGGAACCUUCCUGAGUUGCCGCGACAACGCCUCCUCAUCCUCCUCCCCCUGGCGACAAAGCUACCUCUCCCUGCAAGGGGCGGAGUGGGGGGGCUGGUGGGAGGGGGGCCUCUCGUCCCCGCCGGAUGGAGGGCAGUGGGUGGACGGGGUGGUGUGUGACCUACGGGUGCUGUACGUCGACACACUGCACGGGCAUGGCUAUAUUUCAAGUACGGGCAAGAGUGAACUUAGUGGCUUCACUCACAUUGGGAACAUCAGUACGCCCAUAAGUAUGACCCCUGAAACCUCAGCUCCUGCCCCAGCAAAAAGUCACAUUUCUGGCCUUUGUAUGAUCCAUCCUCUGCCUGAUGGAGACAACCAGAUCCAUAUAUUGGUUGACACUCCUAUACUCAUUGUGGUUAAAAUAUUCUCUGGAAAAGGGGCCACCAGCUCCUGGUUGGCUCCGGUGCUCCAGACAGGGGUCCCCUUCCUCCCGUCCUGCCCAGGAGAGUUACCUGACUCCUGGCCUGGUUGUGAGAGAGACUACCUUGACAGCUGGUUCUCCCACAUGUCCCUGGUGCUACCCUCAGUGGGCGUCCACACUCUAAACGUCAGUGCUGUGAAUGGAGUGAGUGAACAGAGUACCUGUGUACAGGUGUGUGUCUAUGAGCCGGUGGCUGGGCUCAGUGUAGAGCCACAUGGACAUCUGAGGAUGCUGGUGGACUUGUCACAGGCAUUUACAGCCACGGCAGAGACUGGUUCCUCAGUAAAGUACACCUGGGUGAUUGACGAGCUGGAUAACUUUUCCUAUGAGGGAGACACCUAUAGUGUGAUGUUCAAGAAGCCAGCUGAGUACAAACUGAAGACCCUAGAGGUCACUCUGACUGCUGACACCAUGACCCCUCUGGCAGACCCAGAAUUUCUCUCUGUCAAGGAGGUUAUCGCUGUGGCCGCACUGCGUCUCUACACUUUCAGGGUCAAAGUUGAUGUCUCCCUAGGCGUCACUUUCAGGUGGUCUUUUGGGGAUGGCAGUGCCCAGGAAAACCACACCUUUCCUGCCCUGUCUGAGUCCCAGGACAGGCCAGUGGAGCGAGGAGUGAGACAGGUGUAUGUGCAAGACUCUGUGAGCCACGUCUACCUACAGCCAGAUGACUACACACUGACUGUACAGGUCUACAACCAAUACGACAACAUCAAGGGGGCCAUAUCACUGAAGGUACGGCCUCCAUUGACUCGUAUACUCAUCUCUCCAUCUCCUCCGGUUCCCCUGGUCAACCAGACCUUUCUUCUAGAAGCCACUUCACACCCAUCUCACGACGGAAUCCUUUACACUUGGAACUUUGGGGACGGUUCAAAAGAAGUCCAAGGAUUCCACGGCAAAGUUACCCAUGUUGCUCGGACCACUGGGGUUUAUAACAUGACCGUGUGCGCUAACAACACCUUGACUGCACUGACAGCCUGGGUAGCUGUGGCAGUGGUGGAGAAGGUAUCUGGUCUCCAGUUGAGCUGUAGUGGACCCAGUGAACUGAAGUCUGUAACUGAAAUCAAGGGCAAAGUGGCUUCAGGUUCCAGUCUUCACUGGGACUGGACCUUUGGUGAUGGGUCUGGACAUAAAAACAUCACAGACAACUCUGUAUCCCAUGUCUACGAGUCCCCAGGGAGUUACACGGUCAAAGUGACUGUGUCUAACGCAGUCAGCCAGGCUAGCCAGUCCAUCCGUCUGGAAAUCUACAGGUUGACCAUCAGUGGAAUUCUGCCAUCGGAGUGUUCCGAGACAGAGAAAGAGAUACAGCUCCAAGCACUGGUGAACGGAAAUGUUUCCAUGCUGACUUUCCAUUGGAAUUUCGGGGAUGGAUCACCUUUGUCAGUACAGAAUGGAAAUUCUGUUGUUACUCACACUUAUUCAAACUCUGGGGUUUAUAACGUUAACGUAACUGUUCUCAGUAUAGUAGGAUAUGUCUUUUAUGAUGCCAACGUUUGCAUUGAGGCCCCCAUUACUGGGAUAACCAUCCACCCAUCACAGGAUGCUGUGGCAGUAGGAAAAGAGGUGUGUUUUAAUGCAGUUGCUGCCCCCAAAAGACAGCCCACUGGAUAUCAGUUUCUGUGGUUCAAUCAUUCAUCCAACAGCUCUCCUAUAAGAGGACUGGCUCAUCAUUGCUUUGUGUAUAAGGAGGAAGGGAUCCAUGAUGUUUCAGUGAUGGCAAGUAACAAAGUCAGCCAGAGCAUAGCCAAAGCCACUGUUGCUGUGCAGCAGCCUGUGAGUAAACCAUCCAUAGCACACAGCAGUCAAAGCAACACACUGACUGUCAAUGAGAAGAUGACACUUUGGGUCAAGCGUUGCCCUGGGACCAAUGUUUCUGUGCAGUGGGACUUUGGUGACGGCUCACCACUGGCAAAGAGUCAAAAUGUUUCCCAUGUCUUUACCUCCGCUGGCAGGUUUACAGUCAAGGCCACAGCUUCUAAUGCAGUUAGCCUGGAUUCUGUUAACCUGGAAGUGAACGUACUGCUUCCUGUGUCAGACCUGAAGCUGAAAAUCAGCCAGCCAUUUGCAGUAGUAGGGGAAAAGACUGUCAUAACAGCAGUUGGCAAUGUUUCAGGUAAUGUCAAUUUCUACUGGUCAGUGGAUGGCACUGAUACCACUGAGCUUGGGAUGUCUCACUUUCAGUAUGUGUUUCUUAAAGCAGGUGUGUAUCAGGUCAAAGUCACAGCCCAGAACCUGGUGAGCCAACAGGAGGCAGCCAUUUUGAUUAUAGUUUUAGAGAGAAUACAAGGGCUUCAAUUCUCAAGUCUGAGCCUGACAUCCAUUAGCUACAUACCAACCAGAGAGAGUGUCUUGCUCACUGCGUCAGUAACACAUGGCUCCAAUGUCACUUACCAUUGGCUAGCCAACCAGAGAGGUGUGACCCAAACUGGCAGUGUUGGUGAGCAAUUUGUGUGGUACACUGAAACUCCAGGUAAUAUAUCUGUUGAGUUGACAGCUUCCAACGGACUUGGUAAGACGACCAGACGUGUUUCUCUAAAGGCAGUAGAGCGAGUUUCAGGGGCUAGAAUGUCAACAGCUAGAGACACCAUACCAUUAGGGAAGUAUAUCAACAUCUCUGUAACUGUGGAGACUGGAUCUGACCUCCAGUAUCUCUGGAAUGUGAACUCAGACCUUUCCCCCUUACAGACUGAUGUUCCUUUUCUUCUUUACAUGUUUGAGACUCUGGGUUCUGGUUCUGUCAGUGUGUCGGUCCAGAAUGUUCUCAGUUCAAGCAACGCCACCAAACAUUUCACAGUUCAGGAGGAGGUUAGAGAGGCAGACUUUCAGGUAGGUGGCAAGACACAUCCAUUCUUUAUAACGUCCAAUACUCAAGUUGCACUCUAUGGAUAUGUCAAUAAAGGGAAUGAUCGGCACUGGGAGUGGAAAGUUGUUGGGUGUACUGGAGGUGCUGUGGUUUUGGACAACAAUCAGUCAGUUAUCUAUACCUUUACAGAUGUAGGGGUCUAUAAUGUCUCUCUGAACGUCUCUAAUGAUAUUAGCUGGCAGGCAGUCUCACACAGAGCCACCAUCCAGGAUGCUAUUCAGGGCUUGACUCUAAACCUUAGCAGGUCUACGGUCUGCGCUGAAGAUCAUAUUGCUUUUACACCAUUCGUUUCCAAAGGAACCAAUGUCAGCUUCUCUUUAGCCUUUGACGAAGUUGAGCCAUCAUAUGACCUUGUUGAGGUAAGCUUCACCACCUCCACCCUCCCAGUUGGGUCUCACUCUGUCACAGCCCGAGCCUGGAACCAGGUGAGCAACUCCCAGGUGUCAUUGACCGUCCAGGUGGUUGAGAGGAUCGGGGGCCUACGACUGGUCAACUGCUGUUCCACUGCUCUAGAAGCUCUAAAGGAGGUCCCUUUCCAAGCAAAUGUCAUGAGUGGUUCUCCAACCGAUUACACCUGGACGAUCCAAUUAGAAGGGAUCCAGCCCUUACAUGUCAUUGGACAGGAAGUGAUGUAUAUCUCACCCGGAAGUGGUUCGUUGUCUGUGGGUGUGAUGGCUAGCAAUGGCUUCUGCUCUGAAACCCUGAAUGAGACAGCCAUUGUUCAGUUGCCCGUGAGGGAGGUCACGAUUGUUUGUGAUUCUACAGAAACCUUUAGAGGCUAUAGUGUCAGAUUCUCAGUCAGAGUAGAUGGUGGCAGCAAUUUGAGGUUUCAAUGGGGCUUUGGAGACUCAAGUGAAGGAGUUGUCAUCACAAAAUCCAAUACAGUGGACCACACAUAUCUCACUGCUGGAAAAUAUAUUGUUCAAGUCACAGCUUUCAAUAAUGUCAGCCAGGUCUCCACACAACUGCUCACUGAGGUGAGAGAACUCCAGUGCUCACUCCCUCAGGUCACUUUAGUCCAGGGCCAAUCCACAAUCCUCAAGUCUAGAUCCAGCUACUUUGAAGCAAGCGUAGACAUCAAAGGCUGCACCGCAUACAAGACCAUGUACCUAUGGGAAGUGUUUAGGGGGAGUGGCUGUGGAGCUGACAAGACUGACAGCAAUCUGGUAACCCAAAGCAGUGGGCACCCAGUAAUCCAGAACAGCAGUGGACAUCCAGUAACCCUGAUUAACCUGGUGGGUGUGACUACACCACUGUUGUCCCUCCCUAAGCAGGCCCUGGAGGUGGGCCAGUACUGCCUGGGGUUCACUGUCUCUCUCCAGGGAACCCCUCUACGUCUGCACAGGACGUCCAGGCUGUCUGUGGUUCACAGCUCCCUGGUACCCAUCAUCAGGGGGGGAUCACAUAGACUGGUGUCAAGCCACAGUGACCUGAUCCUGGAUGGGUCAGAGUCCCAUGAUCCUGAUGUGGAUCUGGGAGAGGAAGGGGAGCUGAACUACCACUGGGAAUUCAUCACUGAGGUGGCGGUAUCUAAAGUUGCAGUGCUUCCUGUAAGUGUGGAGUGUGUUUCCUGCAGUAGUCUCUCUUCUUUCCGUGUCAGCCAGAGUCGCCCCAUUGUGCUCUCUGGUCGUUGUGAUAAGUGUGGCAGCCAUGUUCAGUACAAAUGGAGCGAAAAGGAUCAGAACGGCAUGACCCUUGACCUGAACGAGGUGACCACUACGGGCAGUCUCUCUCCUGAACUGGUGGUCCGACCGGGGGUGCUGCAGGAGGGGUGUAACUAUACCUUCACCCUAAAUGUUACCCACCCUGCUGGGGGAAGAUGGGGGUUUGCUAGCCUGACCCUCCUGCCCAACCCUCCACCCCAUGGAGGGGUGUGUACUCUUACUCCAGGUCCUGGGGAGAACAUACGCCUGCUGGAGACUGUGGUAACAUACAACUGCUCAGGUUGGCUGGAUGAGGAUAGUGAGUCCCCCCAGAUUAUCUAUAUUCUCCAGGUGGCGUCAUCAUGCCCAGGCUGGGGCCAAGCCUGUCCCCUUCUCACCCUCUACAGGGGUACCCAGCAUACAUUUGGCAGCCUGGUUCCUCUGGGGGAGGUGGGGCCAGAGAAGGACCGGUCAAUCAUCUCUGUGAUCCUGCAGGUAGAGGACCACCUGGGGUCAAAGGUCACAGCACUUAACAGAACUAUAACAGUGCUGAGACCUGUGGAUGGAGAUGGGAUCACAGCGUGGCUGAGGAACAAGAGCCAAACCGAACUAUCGGGUUUACUUCAACAGGGUAACCCACAGCAGCUCAUUCCCUAUUCCAUCGCCCUCACCAGCCAGCUCAAUCAGGUGGAUCAGACUUUGAGUGAGCAGGAUCUCAGGGACAGGAGGGAGAUCAGGGGGAAUGUGACACAGGCGCUGGCCUCUCUGUCUGUGUACUCUCUACAGGAUGCAGCCCAGAUCAGCUUAGCCCUGGCCCAGUCCACUGCAGUCCCAAGUGAGGUGGUGUGUGAGGGCUGUCAGGAGAAUGUUCUAGAAUCUGUGGGGAGAAUGAUCAGGGUUAUGGAAGAGCAGACGGGACUAGGAGAUGACACAGCCAUAGACACGGGCAGAAACAUCCUCCAUGUAAUAGGCAAUUCGUUGGCUGCUGUGUCCGAGUCCAAGCUCGUCUCCUCUGGUCCUCACACUCACUCUAAUGUAUCUGAAACGGCAGUGUCAGCCCUGGACCAUGCCAGGGCUCUCAUGCGUACUCUGAUGCGCUCGCGGCCACGCGACGAGGAACCCCUCUCUCUCUCUGCUCCACAGAUCAGUGCCGUUGGUUACCAUGGAAACCCCUCGGAACUCCUCUGCACCACUGAUCCCUCGGUCAACACCCGCCAAUCAAACCAGUCCAACAAAUGGCAAUUAAACCCUGACAAGCCAGAGUCAUACCCAGCACAUCCGCCCUGCCAGUUCCUCAUUCCCUCCUCUCUCAGUGCCCAGCUCCAGCGUCAGGUCCAGGGAUCUGAGGUGGUACAGAUUCUCCUGGGUUUGGAAGGGGGGUCUGAGUUCUUCUCAGCAGCCAACCCACCCAUUUCUACUUCUCUGGCUGCCAUGGAGUUCACCACGCCCCAGGGACAGCCCAUACCCAUUGCUAACCUGGACACUGACAGAUCUAUCAGGGUUACUUUGCCCAAAAUAUAUACUGUAGGAAGGAUCGGCGCUGGGCAUCGGGCUAGUGGUGGAAACGAGGGAAGAGCCCCAAUGGUUAACUUUACACUCCGAGCCAAAGGGUGGAUGGAUUUUACAGUGAGGGCAAUGAAGAAUAUGGAUCCCAAUGCUGGACUGUACAUCUCCUUAAACUUCAGCCUGCUUCCAGGAGCUUCUCUGGUGGGCUCAGGACAUGUGAGAAUCACAGUGGCCACCCAGCCAGGUCAUCCUGCCUCCCAUGAUUCCCUAGUCAGAGAGCUGACCCUCUCCCUCUCCAGCCAGUCAUCCAUGGAGGACACCAUCUUCCUCUCUCCUCUCUCUCUUUGUCAGUACUACAGCCCGAGGAAGAGGCGCUGGAGCACUGAGGGCCUCCGGCCACUGGAGGGCAGCACCCUCCACUCAGCACACUGCCUCACUCAGCACCUCACCAUGUUCGGGGCCAGUCUGUUUGUCCAUCCAGACGCUGUGGUGCUACUGCCACCGUCCAGUGGUCCAAUGCAUAAUGUAGUAGUGGGGAUUGUGUGUGCUGUCCUGGUUCUGAUCCACUUCCUCCUGGGUCUGAUCGCCCACAAACUGGACCACCUGGAGAGCCUGAGACUAUGCCAUGUACCACUGUGUGGCCGACCUGGACGCUACAUCUACAGAGUCCUGGUCAAAACAGGCUGGCGUCGAGGAGCAGGCACGACGGCCCACGUGGGCAUCAGUCUGUACGGGGUGACUAAAAGCGGUUCACGCCACCUGCAGUGGGAGGGGGCGUUCCAACGAAGUGGUCUGGACCUGUUCCACCUGGAGACGGACAGCAACCUGGGAGAGGUGUGGAAGAUACGCCUCUGGCAUGACAACACAGGUCUGGACCCAUCGUGGUACGUGCAGCAUGUGGUGGUGUGGGACCCUCAGACAGACCACCUGUUCUACUUCCUGGUAGAAGACUGGCUGUCUGUGGAGAACGACAGGAACGAGGGAGGAGGGACAGUGGAGAAGGAGAUGUUGGCCUCCUGUCCUGAGGAGCUGUCUCAGUUCCAACGUGUUCUCUCCUCCCAGCUGGCGUUUGGAAUGCUGGAGCGCCACCUGUGGCUCUCUCUGUGGGAACGCCCCGCCCACAGCCGCUUCAUGCGGGGGCAGAGGGUGACGGUGUGUGCCCUCCUGCUACACCUCUACCUCGCACUAGGGGCAUUGUGGUACGGGGCUGUGGGCACAGAGGGGCAUAGUGUACCGGUUUCGGCCCGGUUGCUUGUAACCUGGGAAACGGUUGCAGUGGGGAUGACUAUUGCCAUCCUGGUGUUUCCUCUCCAGUGUCUCCUCUGCUUCCUGUUGCGAAAGACUCACAGCCAGGUAGCGGUGGAUAUGUCAGUGCCUCCAUCCCCUGUGUGUCAGUCAGUGGAGAUGGGCGUCUAUCUCGGCCAAUCAGAUCUUUCCUGCUCCUCCUUCCUGUCUUUGCCUGGAGGACCUGAUCCGUCAGGCCUGGAUGGAGACACACCCUCUUCUCUGAUGGGAAGCAAGGCAUUCAACGCUGAGUUCUGGAAUGCCACUAACCUGGCAGUGGAGAAGGAUGGAGAUGGCAUGACCCUGUGGCCCUCCUGUGACAGCCUCACUGACCUCCCAGGGCCCUCCUGGGAAAUAACCUCUGACCCCUUGGGAUCAUCCCUGGGUCAUGCCCGUCUGCUGAAGAGGAAGAAAGCCCUGAUGAAGCUAUGCCUAGCCUCACCCUCCUCACCCCGAUUUCUCAUCUCCAACCCCCCACCCUCCUCUACUGCACCUGUGGGUCCAUCCCAAUCCCUGUCUGGCCUGCAUCCAGACCAGAGACACAACCUGCAACCCAAUGUCCUUACCCUGUCUGAGGAGGACCUGUUGAGGUCUAUAGCAGCAGACACAGGAGUGUCCAACAGUCCCUCAACAUCAGACAGCGGCCGCUACUCUCCCAGGACCACCUCUCUGUCCCACAGCCAGGGUAGCUCCCGCAGUGGCUGGUCUGAGCUGAGUGUGGACAAACCACUCUAUGGAACAGAGAUCCACAACCUCCCCUGCUCUCCCAUCUCUCUGUAUGGGACAGGGCUGUUUAGGCCUUCCUCAUCUCUCUCUGUCUACUCCAUCGCCAGUACCUUCCUCCCCAGCCCCUCCCCUGACUCCACUGACUCUACCACACGCAUAGGUGUGGCCCGUGGCAAGCCCAGCUGGCUGCUACCUCCCUGGGCACUGCAAGUAAUUUACCCCCUGGUUGUGUUGUUGCUGGGGGCCUGCCUGGCUGUAGUAGGCCUCUAUGGGAGUCACUUCUCUAGCUCAGUGGUCCUGAUGUGGCUCAUCUCAGCCCUGUCUGCCUUCCUCACCUCCGCUCUGCUGCUGGAGCCUCUCAAGGUGUGUGUGCAGGCCUUGUUCUAUGCUAUGGUGUUAAGGCCUGUAGACCCCGAGGUGAAUGAUCGGCUGGGGCAGGAGACCGUCAUUAAGAGGGAGGGGGGCAAGCAAGGGGGCAAGGUGCACCCCCCUUGUGGGUUCGGCCUACUGCAAGCCAAGGAGGAGGCCAGGAAAGUGAGAGCGCUACGGUCCCUCAUGAAGCACUGUGUGUGCCACAUGUUGUUCCUGUUGGUGGUGUUGAUGGUGAACUACCAGGACAGUGUUCAGGAGACCCAGGGAAGACUGCUACACUCUGCCGUCAAACACUCACUGACCACCAACCUCAACACCAUCACUGGGUGGGAGGGGGCGUGGCAGUGGAUGGACAACAUCCUGGUGCCCCACCUCCAUCAGAACCCCGCCCUCCACCUGGUGGGGUUACCACGGAUACGCUGUAUACACACUCCAGACCAUAAUAAUGGAGUCUUUCUGGGGAACAGCAGUUUUACCACACGCCAGCUUCUCUCUGGCCUACACAGCACACACUGGACCACAGCACAAUUAAAGGCUGUGUCCAUUGACUUCACCCAGUACCACAGAGAGACUAGUCUGUUUGUGUGUGUGUCUGUUCUACUAGAGAAGACCCAGAUACACACACUCAUCUCCUCCCUCUCCAUCCAUCCUCUACUCAUCCCCCCAUCCUCCUCAGGACCAGACCUGCAGAUUGCACUCAUGGUGCUCCUGCUCCUCUCUGCCCUCCUCUUUCUGGGGGUGGAGCUAUGGGCCAUGGCUACUGACUGUGCCCAGUACGUGCGUCAGGGCUGGCGCUGGCUACAGUUCCUCCUCGCCUCUUUGUCCCUGGCGAUGGCCGCGCUGCGAUUCUGCUUCCUGUCCCAGGCUGCUUCCUGUCUGUCUCAGCACCGCUCCAGACCAGACUCCUUCACUGAGUUCCACAGCGCCGCCCUGCUGGCCAGGAGGUCCACACAGAUAUCAGCCAUACUGCUCACUCUGCUGGUACUCAAGCUCUUCUCCAGGUCUGUGGAUGGGUUCCUGUCUGUGUACCAGGCUGGUGUGUCUGUGCUGUCUGUGCUGCGUGGUCGCCUGGUCCUGCAGAGGCUCAGCAGGGCUCACCCUGUCCUCGGACCCCUCUACGCCCUCUCUCUGCUGGGGCUGGGAGGUUGGCUGCUGGCCCGUCUCUCUGGAGCUGUUCUGCUCCGCACGUACAGGGUUGUGCAGGCUGAGAUGUACAGGCCAGCCAUGGAGCCCCAGGACUAUGAGAUGGUGGAGUUCUUCAUCAAAAGACUGAAGCUCUGGAUGGGACUCAUUAAGGCCAAGGAGUUCAGACACAGGGUGAAGUUUGAGGGCAUGGUGGUGCCUCCCUCCAGAUCAUCCCAAGAAUCCUGUCUCUCCACCCUCUCAUCCUCCCUCUCCUCCCCCCAUCCCCUGUCCUCCGCCCUCUCCCUGGGUUCCGAGGACUCGGGUAUGUCCGACGCGCCGGGCUUAGACGUUCAGCUCAACCUGGACCGCCUGCUGUCUUGCGUCAACGGUCUGCUUUCACGUUUCGACCGCGUCAACCAGCUGACUGCAGACGUUCACAGUCUGGAGACCCAGCUAGAGGAGGUGCAGAGCAGGAGGAGGAAGACGAGGCCGCGGGGACUUGGAAGAGGAGAAGAGACAAGAGAAGGAAGAGCAGUAGGUAGAGGGGUGAUGGGCAGGAGGACAGCUCUGCUACCCCCUCAUUCUCGCAUCUCCCUCCCUUCCUUUCCUCCUUCUUUCAACCCCAUUACCCUUCUCUCCUGCCCUCCCUCCACCAAUCCCUCCCUCCCUCGUGUUCACAGCUCCUACUCUGAGUCUGUCGUUCUCCAGCUUCACCCACACCCACCCAGGGACACUUACCUCUCUGAGGCAACCAAGCCCACACAAAGGAGCCCUGGCCUGGGCUUGGGCACCGGGCCUUCCGUGUGUCCUGGAGCCAGGCAGUUUCCUAGACGUCGAGCCUGGCACUCAGGGAGCUCUCACUCGGCUGAUGCAGCUCAGAGGCCCCCCCAGGCCCCUGGUGGUGGUGGUAGUGGGGUCAACACGAAGGCCAGGCCCUGUAGCGAGGAGGGGGACAGGAGACGCGCCAGUGAGGGAGUGCCUGUGAAGAGACGGGCCUGGAUCUCAGAGGGGCCUGAGACAGACAUAGACUGAAACUGAGAGAGGGACUGAGACAGAGAUUAAAGUGCCUAUUACUGUGGGUAUACAGUAUCUAGUGUAUGAACCUCUAAGGUUCCAGCUGUGACUUGUGCAGUACUACUUAAAGAGACAAGUUUUCCCACUGUUGUCUACCACUUUACUAGUGCUUCUGCAUUAGGUAUUCUACAUACGUAUGCUGAGGUUGUAUACCUUGUACUUCUUGUGUAUCUACUGUAUAGUAAACAUUUAAAUAGAGGAUUAUUUUGUAACCUCCAAGAACUGUGGAAUAUAUUUUUCCUGCUGAUUAAUACCAGAAGUAACAUUGGGUUUGGUGUUUAAUAUCCUCUAUCUGUAACAAGUA